AUGAUCGAACUCAUCCGCGGCGCGCCCCCCGACACACGCGACUUCCUCCGCUUCAAGUUCACCAAAGGCUCCCACCCCGCCCAGACCGUGCACGUCUUCGGCCACAGGGGAGACAUCCCCCUCACCGAGUUCAUCUACAAGAGUCAGGAUUCCAUCAUCUCGAAUAACCGUCAAUGGAGGGAGGUCUGUAACGGCAAUUCCGCUUCUGCUGCUUCCGUCUUUUCGAUCGAAAACUUGAACGUCAACGCCCUCUUGGCUCUCGGCGUGUUCAUCUUUGCCUUGUUUGCGCUUGGAUUGUCGUUCAAGUGGAGGGCGAAAAAGAAAAGGGGCGUCAAGCUUGCGGGUGAAGAGACAACCCUCCAGGUGGCGGAGAAAAACCUUGACACUGUUAGGUUCGUCUAA
Desarmillaria tabescens is the source of this 402-nucleotide messenger RNA. RefSeq lists its product as uncharacterized. The record is from RefSeq and is a predicted model, not a curated record. The transcript is spliced from 2 exons. Bases 1 to 402 code for a protein of 133 amino acids. NCBI's taxonomy places the organism in Eukaryota, Fungi, Basidiomycota, Agaricomycetes, Agaricales, Physalacriaceae.